AUGAGCGACGACGAUGGCGUAAUUGUUCUCACUAUCCUGUAUGGCACUGAGACGGGCAAUGCUGAGGACGUGGCGUAUCGUAUAGCAGAUGUGGCGCAGCGGCACCGUGUGCCCACGCGCAUCUACAACCUCGCUGACUAUGACCGGACUGAACUGAUUUGUGAAUCUCAUGUCAUCUUUGUCGUGUCGACGACAGGGCAGGGCGAGUUUCCUGUGAGUGUGCGCCCACUAUGGCGAUUCCUUCUGCGACAGGGACUACCACCUGAUAUCCUAUCUGAUCUCACGUUCACAACUUUUGGUCUCGGUGACUCAACGUAUGCGCGCUAUUGCUGGGCAUCACAUAUGUUGCACAAACGGCUGUUGGAUCUCGGUGCGUCCGAGUGGUUUAAGAAUGGCGAAGCAGAUGAUCAACAUGAGCUUGGUAUCGAUGGCGGUGUCCUGCCAUGGCUCGAUACAUUUGUGCAGCGUCUUCGCGCCGAUUUGUGUGAGCCUUCGUGCGUGCCCAUCUCUCCUGAUGUCCUCAUGCCUCCAAGAGUUCAUGUGCACGUCUCCAGUGACAUGGGCAAGCCCUCGAUUCCGUGCCUCGAUGGUGCUCAUAUGGCCACUGUUGUGCGGAAUGAGCGCGUCACGCAUCAAGACCACUUCCAAGAUGUGCGGUGUAUCGACUUGGCUCUGGACAGAGCCACGGCGCCCUCGUAUCGUGCAGGAGAUGUGGUGUGUCUGGUCCCGGAAAACAAGCCUGAGGACGUGGAAGCUCUGCUCCAACGACUUGACUGGGCAUCGGUAGCUGACAAGAUGCUUCGUCUGACCCAGAACGAUCCACAUCGCCCGUGGCCGCCUGCGAUAUGGCACGACAUGCAACAAGGCUCACUUACACUGCGACGUCUUCUUACUGUGCACCUUGAUCCUUUUUCCGUGCCGCGCCGCUCCUUCUUUGAUUUGAUUCGGCACUUCUCGCCGCCAGACCACCGCGAGCACGAGAAGCUCGUCGAGUUUUUGCAGCCAGGCGAAGGAACCGAUGACAUGUACGAAUACGCCCAGAGAGUCCGUCGCACGAUGGCAGAAGUACUAGCAGAGUUUAAGAGCGUACAAGUUCCUCCAUCGUACGCGAUGGAACUCUUUCCCUUGAUGCGGGCGCGGCAGUACAGCCUGGCAAGCGAUCCCACCACGUAUCCGGACACGCUGCAGCUGCUUGUGGCUGUAGUCAAGUACAAAACACGCAUACAAAAGCCUCGCGAAGGCAUCGCCUCCUCGUGGCUCGCACGCCUCGAGCAUGGCACCCGCAUCCCUGUGCGCAUCCAGCCCGGCACGUUGCUGCCCCCUGCCCAAAGCUCUACGCCCAUCAUUGCUAUCGGGCCCGGUACAGGCAUGGCGCCGCUACGCUCCCUCCUACGCGAGCGGCUCAGCAAAAGCGUUGCCGUGGUCGGCGAGACGCUCGUCUUUGCAGGAUGCCGCUACCGCGCAAAAGACUGCCUGUACGCGGCUGAAUGGGAGGCAUGGGCCGCGACGCCGCACGCCCACCUGACGUGGAUCGUCGCUGCAAGUCGGGACCAGCCGCACAAGAUCUAUGUACAAGAUCGCCUGCGUGAAUGGGGCGCACGCGUGUGGGAUAUACUGGGCCCGCGCCGCGGCAUCGUUUACCUGUGUGGCACAUCAGGCAAAAUGCCCCAGCAGGUGCGGCAGGCAGCUGUGGAUGUGUUUUGUGAACACGGACACAUGAGCACAGAGCAGGCCGAGCGAUACCUCGCCAAGCUCGAGGCCGAGCGGCGCUGGCAGGAAGAGUGUUGGUAA
Malassezia restricta is the source of this 1791-nucleotide messenger RNA. Its product is annotated as oxidoreductase which may be involved in DNA replication (By similarity). NCBI's taxonomy places the organism in Eukaryota, Fungi, Basidiomycota, Malasseziomycetes, Malasseziales, Malasseziaceae. The record is from RefSeq and is a predicted model, not a curated record. Bases 1 to 1791 code for a protein of 596 amino acids. Gene Ontology annotation, molecular function: flavin adenine dinucleotide binding; FMN binding; NADPH-hemoprotein reductase activity. The transcript has a single exon. Gene Ontology annotation, cellular component: cytosol.